Molecule: messenger RNA, 918 nt
Organism: Hemiscyllium ocellatum (epaulette shark)
Lineage: Eukaryota; Metazoa; Chordata; Chondrichthyes; Orectolobiformes; Hemiscylliidae
Gene: lrrc73
Product: leucine rich repeat containing 73
Exons: 6
Coding region: 1-918 (305 amino acids)
Molecular function (GO): protein binding
Source: RefSeq, a predicted model, not a curated record
AUGCUGUCCGGCUCCAUCCAGAUCUCCGGAGAGACCCUCUCCUCGGCGGAGGUGAAAGACAUUUGUGACUCUCUGAGGACCAACUCGGUACGGCUAUUGUCUCUGAGGGGCUGUCACAUCUCAGACCGUGAUUUCCACCGCAUCAGCCGGCAUGUGGCGGACUGUCAGUCCCUGGCACAGCUCAACCUCAACCUCGGGGUAGUCAGUAACAUCAACCGAGUGAAACAACUGGCAGAAGCACUGGCAUCCAACAGGUCCAUCCACUCCCUCUUUCUCCAUGGUACUCCCCUAACUGAUUCUGGACUGGCUAUACUGAACCCUGUCCUAUCCCUGCAUCCCUCCCUGAUAUCACUGGAUCUUGGAGACUGUAUUCUGGGAGAUGAAGGAAUGAAUCUCAUCUGUGGAAUGUUGCCGCCGGACGGGGCAAAGUCAGGUCUGAAAGAGCUAACGCUGAGUGCUAAUCCUGCAAUUACAGUGAAGGGUUGGGCACGCCUGGCAAUUGCAGUUGCCCAUAGUUCUCAGCUUCGUGUCCUUAACUUGGAUUAUAAUCCUUUAGGUGACCACAUUGCAGGGAUGUUAGCAGUUGCUGUGGCUUCUAGUCGGACCCUAGAAGUGGUGGACCUGGAGGGAACAGGCCUUACGAAUCAGUCAGCUCAGAUAUUUCUGGACAUGGUAGAGAAUUAUCCCACCUCAUUACGGACACUCAUCCUAGCAGAAAAUAAUAUCAGCUUGGAACUCCAGCAGCAAAUCUCUGAUCUACUUUCUGAGGGAGAGGAAGAGGAGGAAAAUGAGAAUGAAGAACAAGAAGAUGCAGAAAGACAAAAGGAAAUCUGGAUUGCUCAGAGCAAUCCGGAAUCACAGGCUAUCCUCAUGUCAACACACCUUGAAGAUUCAUUGCUGGCAGAAACAGAAAUGUGA